Malaya genurostris is the source of this 8774-nucleotide messenger RNA. RefSeq names its product anoctamin-8 (gene wwk). The record is from RefSeq and is a predicted model, not a curated record. Gene Ontology annotation, cellular component: plasma membrane. Gene Ontology annotation, molecular function: chloride channel activity. Lineage: Eukaryota; Metazoa; Arthropoda; Insecta; Diptera; Culicidae. Bases 1016 to 4657 code for a protein of 1213 amino acids. The transcript is spliced from 21 exons. Gene Ontology annotation, biological process: chloride transmembrane transport.
UUGGUACCAUACAGUCCAUAUUACUAGCGCGUCAGUCCUUUUUUUCCUACCCAUGAAUAGAAAUUUUCCAACCCCUCAUGGGUGGAGUGUGAGCUGAAUGAUUUUUCCGUAAAAUGGACCUUUGUCUUGGUGUGUAUUGUUGAAGGACUAUUUCGCAUUUAUUUUUCAAUAGUUCUCUCGUGCUAGGUGAUUAGAAAACUUUAAACGUGAAGAAGUUACUGAACCGCUUUGGUGCAAUGUGUUUUGGAUAACGUCCAAUAGUGUUUUUGCAUUCAGCGGAAGUAGUUUCGUAAUCGAUAGAAAAAGGAAAAAAUUGUGACAAAAUCGAUUAGCGCGAGUGUUCGAAGAAAUUUUUUUUUCUUCAAAAUUUAAAUUUUAGUUUUACAAGGGAGUUUUACUGUGAAAUGCAGCAAUAUAGCUUGUAUUGAAACUGCGAAAUAUCUAGUGAUGAAAUUCAAAUCUACAGAAAGUGCGAAUAAAAGAAAAAGUUUCAUGAAAUUGGGUUUUCUAUGCUAGUGCUCUGACGUAAGUCUAGUUGAAACACUAAAGCUAGAUAAUAGCUUCUGCGUUUUUUGUUACGAAUUACGGAUCAUGGAUGGAAGCAGAUAGUGGGUACAAGAAAAGGGUUCAGAAACUAUUUAUCCCAAGGCGAGAGGCGUCUCGGAAAAGUGUUGUAGAUGGAAAUCGUCAAGAGGGUCAGCGUUUUGUAAUAUACGAGUGUUUUAUACAUGCUGUGCUACAUACGUAAGAAGACACAAGUGCUCAGUGAAGUAUGUGGUUCUAUUGUUAUUUUUUUAACAAUGUUACCAUGCAAUAAUUGAAUCGGCUAAGAUGAACAAUGUAAAAGCUACACAAAUAGAAAAUGUAUGAUCUCUCACAUGUCAACGGGUAAUAAAUUUUUGCCUUAGUCGAAUUUUUAAUUUAUUCAGUGAUUACAAAUUGACACCGUGCUAUCAUUAUCGUAUGGUUUUAGAAUAUUGUAGAAGAUCGAUGCUAUAAAAAUCGUCUUAUAGUUAUGGAACAACAUCCGUUGUUACUAGGAAAUGAAAGCAUCCAUGACAGUGGCAUCAUAGAAGAUGUCCACCAGGAGUCGGAGGAUACCGGGAAUGAGGAAUACGGCGAUGAAAGUAAUUUGGAGUCCAAUCUACGACGCAGAAAGGGAAAAAUAAUUUCUUGCGUAGAAAAUGCGUCCAGACUGAUUAGACGACGGGUGCCCUGUGCAGGACAUCUUAUGACACCUCGGCGGCUUUGGCUAAACAAAAUUCCAACACAGUGUGAUGUGGUCAUCGAAUUUCCAGAGGAUGCCCCGGACGAUGCGCUUCGGUGGCUACUAAAUAAGAUUAAAUCAACUCCACCUGAAGGCUUAGGUCUAUCGGCUACAGUGAGAGCACAUGACAGUACAAAACGAACUGCUUUCUAUAUUACAGCACCAAUGAAUGUGUUGUUCAAAGCAGCGGAGGAAGCACGUCUGCCUAAAAGGCUUCGUCCGGAUCUUGGUGGAGCUUUGAAAGAAUUCACUAAACGAGAAAGUCACUGUUUUGUCCAGUCCAAAGAUACCGAUGGCGCAAAUACUUUGUUCACGUCACAAGAACGGCAGUGGCUUGUACUGCAGGUGCUGCAAGGACUCAGAGCUGGUGUGACAGAUCUGAAGGUGCUUCAGGGAAGAGCAGAAGUCACAGAAGGUCAGAGUAUAGUGGUUGCCUGGCAAGAAUUGGGUCUGAUAACACAAGUGUUUCCUCUACACGAAACAAGCGCCUUACAGCAGCUACAGUCAAGUUGGGUACGAAAGUUUUUCGCACCACAGCCCUUAGAUGACAUCGCAGCAUACUUUGGAGUUAAGGUUGCUUUAUAUUUCGCCUGGCUGGGACAUUAUACUUGUGCGCUUUGUGUGCCAGCCGUUCUUGGCACAAUUCUUUACGCUGGUCUAUGGGGCCAGGGACAGACCGCACACGAUAUUGGACACGUAGUUUUUUCUCUGUUCAACGUGGCAUGGGCGUCGCUGUAUUUGGAGGCCUGGCGGCGAUAUUCUGUUGAACUUGCCUUUCGUUGGGGCACACUUUCAACUCCACCAGAGCUGUUGGAACCUCCCAGACCGUUAUAUAAGGGUCCGCUGGAAGAAAGUCCUGUGACGGGGCGACUAGAGCCACGAGAAUCUCCUGCCUGGCAGCGACGAGCGUUCCGGUAUCUAGUUAGUUUUCCAAUUAUUGGACUAUGUUUAGUGCUAGUAUUUGUAGUGAUGUUUCUGAUGUUGCAACUUCAGGAUUGGCUCGAUCAGCACUUACCAAAUUCCAGCGGUGGCCUCUGGGAUUGCAUGUGCAUGGUAUCGAAGGACUGGUGGGAUGAAAAACUGCCCGAGCAGGGUAUUUUCAGUUGCCUGAGUGUAAUACCGAAGGUCCUUCUAGCUGGUGCCAUCACACUCAUGGAUGAGGCGUACUACAAGCUGGCCGUCUGGUUGAACGAUAAAGAAAAUUAUCGUCUUCAGUCUAAGUACGAGAAUCACCUCAUCGGUAAAGUUGCAUUGUUUCAGUUUGUGAACAGCUUUUUGUCGCUGUUUUACAUAGCGUUUUACCUGCGCGAUCAAGAUAAACUCAAGGAGCAAUUAGCUGGUUUGCUAAUAUCUCGGCAAAUUAUCGGCAAUCUUAGAGAAUCUGCUUGGCCGUAUCUGGUGGAACAAUGGAAGCUAGCCAAGCUGAGUUUUAAAAUGUGGGGAGCUCUGAGCCCCACCCAAGAAAAUUUGCCUCCAACGGAAAAUAAACAAGUAGGUGACAACAAGGGCUCAUCAGAAUGUACCUCAUCGACACCGAAGCGAUCAAUCGGACAAGCUGAAAUUGAGAGCUCCUUAUAUAAAUACGAUGGCACAUUUUCUGACCACCUGGAGAUGCUAGUUCAAAUGGGAUAUGUGGUCCUGUUUUCGGCAGCUUUUCCUUUGGCUGGAUUGUGUGCCUUGGGCAAUAAUUUGUUGGAGAUACGAUCAGAUGCUUUUAAGUUAGCGCAUGUUCAUCAGAGACCGUUUGGACAACGAGUAGCGAACAUUGGAACAUGGCAAAAUGCCUUAGGAAUGCUAGGAUUGGCAGCUGUGAUAGUAAACUGUGCCCUGAUUGGCCUAUCAGGUCAAGUCUCACGACUUUGGCCAGGUCUUACCUCGACACAAACUGUAAUAUUGAUAGUCGCACUGGAACAUGUAAUGUUGGCGUUAAGGUCAGCCUUGACUUGGUUAUUACCAGAGCUUCCAUCUUGGCUCGCAGCUGAAAUAGCCCGGGCUGAACAUUGCCGUCGGGAGAUGCAGUGUAAAGGUCCUUCUCCGCGUCAAACACCACCGUCUCCACCAUCAUCAACCUCGCUAUCCCACCAUGAUCAGGACUUCAACAGUAAUCAGGAUAUAUUCGAAAAAACAGAGCAACUAGUUGGAAGUCAUGAUAAUCAGGAGAACGAUCUGGAACGACUGACGAUAAGUGAUGUUAUAACAAAGCUAGACAAUCUGAGCGGUCAGCUUCAUCAGCAACAGCUAGAGCAACAGCAACAACAGCAUCAGCAACACCAACAACAGCACCAGCAGCAACAUCAACAGCAUCAUCAAACGCACCACAACAUCAUGCAACAACAGAAAGAGUGUCGUAGUAGUAAUGACAAUAUCGACAUCUUUACCACUGACACUAGACAGGCUACACCAGAUUCACCGAUUUCGCAGACCAGCACUGUAUUCUUACGACCUCUUCAAGACUCUCCUCUUAGUGGUCAGUCGGCACAAACUGUUGCAUUAGAAUCUUCACAACCAAUCUCAGGUGCAUGUCGAACGAAGUCAAAUAUAAAGCUCGCUGAAAUUCCGCCAUUCCGUGGAGAGUCGAUGAGGCACAGUUAUAGUAUUUACGAUAAGCGAAGCAUCAAUCUUGGUGAACCAAUGAACUCCAGAGUGUCGUCGCAGCCUAUUCAAAUUCCGGAAAUUCCGCCAUUCCGAAAGCAAGCCCAUUCCACAAUGCACUCACCAAUCAAUCAAAGUCCACAGAACAUCUCUUCGGCCAAUCCAUCGCCGCCUAGAAUAGCCGAAAUUCCUCCUUUCCGGCCACGCAUAAAAUCUAAAGAAUGGAUGCCCAACAUCGAGCACACCGAACAUCAUCUCACAAUUGGUCCUAGUGGUGGGGCCGAGUGGGCUAAACGUUUGAAGGCAGCAGAUCCUUCUAUUAUACACAGAAGCACCGAUUGUAUUGUAGCAAAGCAACAGGAGCUCGCCUCGUCGGGAUUAGAGCCAGAGCUCUUAAAAGCGGCUCCUUCUUGGAGUCACAUGGCUCAGAAAGCUCCAGAACAAGCCGGACCAAGCCCGGGUUCACCACCGAACAAAAUGCAAACAGAAGAAGAAGCUAAAGCUGCGGCGGAGCUGGCAGCCAAGAAAUCUCGCAUCAAGCAAAGCUUGGUAAAACGGGCUCGUUCCGUGGCAAUAUUCUCUCUGAAACUGAAGGAACAACGAGCGAAACGUGCCGAAAAAGCAGCCCAGGAAGCUAGAGACGCACUUCCAACGGCACCACCUGGUGGUGAGCUCUCGCUUAUACCCAUCGAACAGUUGAUUCAAGUGGACGAUGUUCUCAAUCAGCGGCAUCAUAAUACCCAACAUUCCAAUGUGAGCAGUCACAAUAAUAACCACCAUAGCUCAGGAAAUACGUAAGACGAUGAGCAUUGUGCUGUAGCAAUCAGUUGCAGUUGCAUAUUUCACGGAGUGAGCAUUUUUUGUACAGAAUCAUAAAAUAACACAUUCAUAACAUUUGAAUGUAAUAUUUCAUAAGAUAAACUCUUGUUUGUAGAAGCAUUUCAGAUUGCUAAUGAUGGUUGAAUGCAAGUGUAAAUUUUGUGAAAAAAAAACUGAAUCGAACUUUCGAGAUUACUAUUAUUAUUGUGAUUAGGUGUUUUAGGCCUUUAGGCAUCUACGAAUUAUACAUAGCUAAGAUAAGAAGGUAAACGACAUCAGGAAGGUAUAGUAAUAGUGAGAACCUCAUGCAAUAAGGCGGACGAAGUUUGGGAAAACUCAACAUUGUUGAAAAUCAAAACAUGGUGUACUUAAGAUUUCAUUUGUCAUGAGGUGUUGUUGAAUGUGACAUAACCACAAAUAUAACUUGAUUUUAAUUAGUUACGAGCAAAAUGAGAUUAUGUGAUGAGUGCAUAACAUUAAAAAAAGCUAUGAGUUACAAUCAUUUUUAUUAUUUUAAAAAUAAAUUCUCGCUGCAGUUGAAUACUGGGAAACAGUAUUAGCGACAAUUAUUACUUACACACUGCACAGCAAUGAGUUUAGAGCUGUGCGCCGACUCAGAAUAUGAAAAUCAACGACGCAGAAAUAUUUUCCUAGCUUACGAGACUAGUGCCUUUUACUUUGAAACCCGGGUAUUUUCAUAAAUAGACAACGGAAAAAAGUUACCACACUGGAUGAAUUAAGAUAUUGUGUUUACUUUUGUGAUGUCAACGGCAGUUUUCAGGGUAGAAAUUUUAAAUUGUUCCCCAGAUCGAGAAUAUUGUACUAUCCAUGCGAAUAACUUGUACAUGCACUGGUGAAUCGGUGGCUUCAUCUGUUGUCAAAGAUAGUCACGUUCCAUAUCGCAAUAAGGAUUGUAUUUUUUUGGUAUUUUUCAUUGGCUCGAUCAAAUGGUUAUUUGCGACGAUAUAAGGAGUGUAUCGAAAAUAAGCUAUCCACAAUUUGUUUUCAAAUUAUUAUAAAAAAUGAUAUUUUAUACAAACUAAAAAUUGAUCCUUUAUUGUACGAAGUUAAACUUAAGCAUAACCGGAUGAAAUUUAAAUUAUUCCUUCACGAAUUUUCGGACUUUUGAUCGAACGCUCUUCAUUAAGUUCCGGACAAGGUGUUGCAUUGCAUUUUUUGGACGCUUGAGCCCAAUUAUUUUUUAAAUCCUGCAUGUUCCCAGCUACUUUACCAGUCUUCUUGAAAACCCUCUUCGCGAUUGCCCAGUAACGUUCGAUGGGUCGAAGCUGAGGACAAUUUCGUGGAUUGAUAUUUUUCUCAACGAAAUUUAUACCCUUUUCCUCAAGCCAAUUGAGAGUGGUUUUGGCAUAAUGAGCCGUCGCUAAAUCCGGCCAAAACAGUGGAAGUGUACUAUGCUUCUUAUAUAAAGGCAGCAGUCUCUCCUGGAGACACUUAGAUUGAUAGAUUUCUGCAUUUAUAGUUCCGGUAGUGUAAAAAAUGGUUGACAAACCACAGGAACAUAUUGCUUACCAAACCAGUACCUUUCGACCAAAUUUCUCCACGCAUCGCUCACAUCCUCCCCAACGACGAUAGAAAAGUAGUGUGGAACUGGAAGGGUUUUUGAGUCCUCCUUUACAUAAGUCUCAUCGUCCAUCAAAACGCAUGCAUCCGGACACUGCAAAAGACGCGAAUACAAUUUCCGGGCUCUUGUUGCUGAUCGCUUCUUCUGUUCUACACUUUGUUUCGAGGUUUUCUGCUUCUUGUAGGUCUUCAGGUGAUUUCGCCUCUUGAUACGCUGGAUCAUUCCGACACUCGUUCCUGCUUUUUUAGCCAAAUCACGUAUUGACAUUCAUUUGUUCUUCAUUAUUAGAGAUACCAUUUUCAGGUCCAGUUUCGGGUUGGAAGAGCCGGGUUUUCUGUCUCUUCCUGGUAGCUCAUCCCAAAUUUAUUAAUGAUGAUUUUAACACUGGCAUGAUGAAUUCCAAACCGCUUCGCUAAUUUUCGCAUAGUAAUACCCUUCUCACUUAGCCACGUGUCCAGAACCUUAAUUUUCACUUCCUUUUUCAAUACGCGACAUUUUCUAAACGCAGAAUUUCAACUGAAUAAAAAAGUAAACAAACGAAGGCUGACAGCCGAACGCACAGCAUGCUGUGAUCUAAGCAUGAAAAACCAUCACAAAUACAUGCGUACAACACAAAUGUAUGUGGAUAGCUUAUUUUCGAUACACUCCUUACAUGAAGAAGAUAGGACGAUUUUCGCUUUUCCGACAUCAAUUGCAGCGAUAAUAUAAUACCACAUAUUAUUUCUACAGGUAAUUUUUAUGGCAACUAAUGGAUUACAUAUUGGUUUCAUCACAGAAAAUGAAUAUUCAGGCUGAAUCGAAAGGAUUCAAAAAGCUCUGUGAACUUCAAAUUACUAUAAUUUACUAGGUGCUCACUACUACCAACUACUCGGCUGUUCGUCUCGAAAUAAAAAAAAACGCUCUACAUUUUUCCUGAACGAUAGAAAAAUUCUGUUGACUAUUCCAUAGAUUUCUCCACUACAACAAUUACAACACUUCAAUAACAAUUGUCACAUUGUUUCAUAUCGUUUGAAUUGAAUCUAAAUCAAAACACCCCUCUUCUCUGUUAUAUUUAUCUAUACCAAAACAAAAUUUUGACGUCAUUGGUAUGUGGCGCCUUAGAUACAUAGUGACGAUCGCGGCGUCAUCUGGAAGUGUUCAAUGAAAGUUUCACACGCAGCUCUCAUGUGAGUCUGUAUAUCUGUUUUCUGUGGUUUCAGUAUCGAGAUUUAUUUUUUGAUUCUUAAAGCCCGUUGAAACAUUGCAUCAGAAGGUAUUAUGAAAUUGGACAGGAAGGCGGAGCUAAUGAUUUGAGUUUACCAUUUUGCAUUUUCAAACGACUGUGCUAGAUAUGUCAUUAGUGAGAUAAUGAUGUUCUAUAGUCCAUAUGCAUAACUAGUGGAUUCUUUAGCGCAGAUUUGCACGCUCAGUUGUAAAUGGUUUGCUUAGACAUUACGCGUUUAACGGCCGCUCAAUAUUUGAAGCUAGGUGUUCAUUGUUUUACAUCUAUUUAUGAAAAAUAUUUUGGUACAAAUGUGACUAUAUUUCUAAUGUAAGCAGUUCCUCUAAUUUACAAUUACAAUUAAGUGAGUUCGUAAUUUUUCUUCAUUUAACACUGACAAUCAAAUCAAACAAAGUCAAGUGAAAUAACUUACCUCCAUUUCUUUACUGUCAUUUUCAAUUGUUUACUGAAACCGCUAGUGUUGAAUAUUCUUACACUCAUAAUACAAUACAAUGCAAUCUGCUAUUAUUUGCAGUAUAUAUUCGUUACCAAAAUGGUACGCGAAAAAAGCAAUUAGCUUAAAUACACUAACUGAAUUGUGUUGGCUGCAAACGAAACGUAUGCUAUAAGUUUGGUAUGUUCAAAGUCAAAACAAAUGAGAUUAGAAUUGAAUUGAUUCCGUCACGUCAAUUAAGCCAGGUAACAGUAUUAGAAUCACAUAUUAACAGCGACAUUGAAACCGUCUUCGAAUUUCCAGCCGAAAUACAUGAAAACCGUUCUCACCGGAUAUAAACAUACUGGAGUUUCUAAAGAAAACGCUAUCUAAAAAGUCGAUAAUGAACAAAAUGCUUAACAAUACAUUACUGAAACAAUAUUCUUUUGUGCAACCUAUGUAGAUACAGUUUUCAUCUGUAGUCAAACUCGUUCUCUAUCCAUUGUACAAUUAACUCAAAUUUUAAACCUUAAAAUCUAACACUAACUUUGACGAAUAAACUCUAUCACCAAGUCAAUACAUAUUCUAAAUAAAAAACACACUGUAGAUGCUUUGCAUAUUGUAAGAAACGAAGGCAUAUUCUUUGUUAAUGUCGAUUACAAAAUCAUUUGAGUAUACGCUUUUGAUUUUGCUUGAUUACACUAGAAACUAAAUUCUACAAGUAAUUAUCUACUAAGUUUAUGACAUUCGAAUCAAGAAGUAAUUUUAAAUUGAGAAAUGAAAUAAAAAAUAAUUGCAUUUUAUUAGUUAACUAAAUUGUUUGUGACGAAGUGUAUAUUAUUGAAGUAAGGAAUAUAAUGUUGAUGUUACUUGAAAAUUA